UUCUCAAUAGCACGUCGCGGAUCAAAUAUACACGCUUAAUAUCAUCUUCGUCAUAGAUUCAACCUUCAUCACAAAACCAAUCUCUUCGAUUGACGCCGUUCUGUUGCAAAGGCAUAAUCAACCCAUUACAAUGAACUCAAACACCAAAAAUCAGUUACACCAGCUCAUAAUUUCAUCUCCGGAGCUCCCAAUUCAAAAUCGGAUCCUAACCCUAGACCCAAACCUUACUUUUCGGACCCUAAAAUCACAUCUCCUCCCAAAUCAAACCCUAGAUUCAUCAUUCUUCUUCACCUUCAAUGGAAAACCCCUAUCCGAUUCAACCACAAUUAAAAGCUCACGAAUCGCCCAAUUUUCGACGCUCAGGCUUAAUUUUCGUCUCAAUGGAGGCGGUGGUGACGGGGGCAGCACGUGCGCUGAGUCACGUGAUUGCUAUUUGAAUAUGUAUGCUUCGAAGAAGCCUGAUAAGGUUGAUCCGAAUGAGCAGCGGUUGUCAAAAUGGCUGAAUUGCGCGUUGUCGAAUGAGCCGUUGAAGAAUCCGAUUGUGGUGGAUUAUUUGGGGAAUUUGUUUAAUAAGGAGUGUUUGGUGGAGGGGAUGUUGAAGAAGAAUUUGCCCAAGUGUUUUCGGCAUAUUAAGGGUUUGAAGGAUAUGAUUGUUGUUAAGAUGUCAGAGAUUCGUGAUUCGGAUUCGGAUACGAAGUAUCAGUGUCCUAUUUCGGGGUUGGAGUUUAAUGGGAAGUAUAAGUUUUUUGCGUUGAGGAGCUGUGGACAUGUGUUGAGUGCCAAGGCUUUGAAGGAGGUUAAGUCGACAGGGUGUCUUGUUUGUCAUAAGGAGUUUGAGGAGUGUGAUAAGAUUGUGAUUAAUGGGAGCGAGGAGGAAGUGGAGGCGUUGAGGGAGAGAAUGGAGGCGGAGAGGGCAAAGUUGAGGGAAAAGAAGGUGAAAAAGGUGAAGAGCGGGGAAGAGGGUGGUUGUACGGAGUUAUUACGUGUGAGUGGGAAGAAGCAUGGUAUGGAUGAUAAUGGGGCGGAGAAGGGUUUGUUAAAGGUUGAAGGAAAUAGGAAAGCUGGUAAUGAUGGGGUUAAGGUGAAGGGUGUUAAUGAGGGGAAGAAUACUGUUCCCGCCAAACGGUUUAAGGCGGGUGACAAUGUACCUGCAGGUGCAACUAAGGAAGUGUAUGCCUCUAUCUUUACAUCAUCGAGGAAGUCAGAUUUUAAAGAAACAUAUUCUUGUCGAUCACUGCCUCUGGGGAGAAAUUGAUUAGUGAUUUUGGUGAGGUUUUCGCCUCUUUGCUAGUAUUGUUGAUUUGAAGGUCAUUUGUAAUUUUGAAAAAAGGAAUUGUAAUAUGAUGUUUUACAUUUUAUGUUUGGUCAUGCUUAGUAAACAAUGAUGGUUACUGUUAUUUGGUAUUAAUAAUUUGUUUUUCUUUUA
Daucus carota subsp. sativus is the source of this 1426-nucleotide messenger RNA. RefSeq lists its product as uncharacterized. Bases 131 to 1255 code for a protein of 374 amino acids. The transcript has a single exon. Gene Ontology annotation, biological process: mitotic DNA replication termination; site-specific DNA replication termination at RTS1 barrier. The record is from RefSeq and is a predicted model, not a curated record. Lineage: Eukaryota; Viridiplantae; Streptophyta; Magnoliopsida; Apiales; Apiaceae. Gene Ontology annotation, cellular component: nucleus. Gene Ontology annotation, molecular function: protein binding.